Molecule: messenger RNA, 1636 nt
Organism: Pleuronectes platessa (European plaice)
Lineage: Eukaryota; Metazoa; Chordata; Actinopteri; Pleuronectiformes; Pleuronectidae
Product: serine hydrolase-like protein
Exons: 13
Coding region: 126-1205 (359 amino acids)
Source: RefSeq, a predicted model, not a curated record
AAGAAGAAGAAGAAGAAGGAGGAGGAGCCUGUGAAGGAGUUGUGAUCUCACUGGUUCCUGUUUCAUAACUAAUAUCUUGAAUCACAUGUUUCAGGUGUGAACUCAGAGCAGAGGUGUUGUCCACCAUGAUGCGGAGUCUGAAGGGCGCCAGGCACCUGAACUCCAGCACUGUCAAACAAGCAGUGUCGGAGCUCUCUAUUCCAGUCCCAUGGGGAGAGAUCAGAGGAAAAGUCUGGGGUCCUGAUCACGGGCGUCCUGUGAUGUGUGUGCACGGCUGGGCUGACAACUGUGGAACAUUUAACUCCCUGAUCCCCCUGCUGCCCAAAGAGUACAGAUACGUGGCGUUGGACCUCCCAGGUCACGGUCUGUCCUCACAUCGUCCUCCUGAAGCUUUCUACUCCUUUCCCUUGUAUGUGAUGGACGUACGCAGAGUCGCUGACGCUCUGCAGUGGAACAGAUUCUCCAUCAUAGGCCACAGUAUGGGUGGUAACAUUGCUGGAUUGUUCAGCGCUCUGUAUCCUGAGAAGGUGGAUUCUAUCGUACUGCUGGACUCUUAUGGAUUUUUACCUACAGAUUCGAAAGAAAUUCCAGAAGUGAUCCGACAGGGCCUGGAUGAGAUGCUUCAGUUUGAAGCAAAGGCAGAAGAAAGGGGGAGAAGAGUUUACACUUAUGAGAAGGCAGCUGAGAGGCUCUUGGCGGCCAACCCGACUCUGUCUGAACAGUCUGUGCGCAUCCUUUUAGAGCGAGGUCUCGAUCAAGUAGACGGAGGAGUUGCGUUCACUCGAGACUUUCGUCUCAAUCUGAAAAACAUCGUGCGCACCACUUUGGAGCAGUGUCUGGAGUUCCAGAAGAGGAUAACAGCCUCCACCCUCGUUAUUCUAGCAGAGGACGGCUUCGAGAAGGUGUUUGCUGAACGAGAUGGAAAGAAAGCCUCGUCAGCUCUUGUGCAGGCCUAUAGGGACAGAAAUCAAACCGUAGUGAAAGUACCUGGUGAUCAUCACAUCCACUUGAAUGAUGCUGAGGUCGUCGCUCCACUGGUGUCGGACUUCCUGCAGACCAAUCAGAGGAGGCUGCCUGUGAGACCCAGCGGAGGGAAAGUAGUUCUCCUGGAGUCUGCAGGCUCCACAACCCGGAAGUGCGCAGUGAAGUUUGCAAGUUCGUGCAAAGAUGGAAGCGUCUGGAGCUCAGUUGGACAGAGAAGGUGAGAAAGUGUGAAUAAUGAUAACAAUCCGCGCUGUGAGAAAGUGUUUCCGUCAGACUGAGUUAGCACCAAAGCAGAGUUGAUGUUGUAAACAGGCUCCACGCGCGGUAGUAAAGAUCAUUGUCUCUGAGCUGCAGAGUUUGAUUUACAAAUCUAAAGGUGCAUUGGAACAAAGCUGCAGCUUAUUCACUUUAACUUUUUAUUUAGACUUCAACUCAGAAUCAUCAGACACUGAAAUAAGUUAAUAAAGAAUAAGUUCUGUGAAGUUUAGCUCUUUUGUUUAUCUGUAAACCAUCAAGUAAUCUGUUGGGUUUCUAUGUCAUUUAUACCUUAUGACUCUGUCUGUAUAUAUAUAUGAUGUCACAGUGUUUGAGCUGCACACUGACGCCUGUGUUGUUGAGAUUUGCUGUUUUGUUGUUUUGUGUUGUUGUGUUG